GUUUUUCGUAUUAUCUCGACCGCUUUGUCGCACGCCGGUGCCUCUUGUCUCCGCGAAUCUAAAUAGCAGUUAAUCAUAGUUUAUUUUUACCGCGCAACGUGUGUUAAUAAGUUUCGGGGCCGAUUGUCGCGUUUCUUUUAUUUUGUAUUUCGAUUGAACUCGCUUAUUUCGAAUUGCGGAAGAGAUUGUGCGUGAAAAAAAAAAAUGUUCGCGAAUGAUGACUGUUCACCCGAAGACCCAGUUAUAAAGAUAAGGAAUUGUAUAUCCGAACGACAACCUUGAUAAGUUGUAUUUAUAAAUUAAUAGAAUAAAUUACAUACGUAUUAUAUUAUAAUUUUGCAAAAGUUUAUUUGAUUGUGGAAUCGAAAAUUCGGCUGUCUAUUCGGGAUUUUGGCGGGAACUCGUCCGUGGAGGUAACGAGGAAGAAGGCUGCACAGAAAGUUUGGAAAAGUGUUGAGCAUACAUCGGAUGCUGGCGAGUGUUUUUUCAACGCGUUUUCGAGGCUAAGCGCUAGUUGUUUGAACAAGUGUGUUUUCUAAUGGAUUUAUUUUGAGAUUGUAUUCAAAACAUUCAGCAUUUGUGGUUCGUUCAUUACGAGUGACCGACGACCGGCGUGCAGAAGGGUCCCGUCCUGACUCACAAUUUGUUCAAAUUGUCAAAUAAUUGAUAGUGCUAUUCUGAUCGUGUAUCUGAAUGUGUCUACAGAGGAAAGAUGUUGGCCUUAUAGAUGAAGCGACACCAAUGGUGCAGUUAGUUCUGGGUCCGGAGUCGGCACUGAACCCAAAUCCCGGUGGCGCCGCGAAGCCGCCGCUUAUCAACUCAUUCGAGCUGGACCGCUGUCUGGACCGUGAGGAGUCUGGCAGGUGGGGCGGCGAGGCGGCGCGGCGACGCCGGCGCAGCUCGCCCCCGCGCCGCGCCUCUCCCCCCCGCGACCAUGAGCCGCUUGCACUUGCUAGGAGCUCAGCACCGCCGUCACCGAGUGGCUCGGCCCACUCCAGCCCGGCGCCCGUGUCGUCUCCCGCGGGCAGCGCGGCCGGCACCGCUGGGGCUCGCUCUCCGCUACCACUGGUCGCACCGGACCUGCUCGCAAUGCAGCUGAUAGACCAGCACACACAGCUCCAGGCCUUGAUGAAACAAAGGCUCUUCCAUCAGCAUCAGAUGCAAAAACAGCACAUGUCUUCGGAGGCUGCUAAACGGCAAUUGGAGCAGUCCAGACUCCAAGAUCAGAUCAAUCUGAAUCUGCUGUCGCAGCCUCACCUGCCGCCUCCAGACACUUCUCCUGGGUCACUGCAUCAGCAGCUGGGCGCCCAACAACAACAGCUGGUGCAGCAACUACAGGCCGUGCAGCGUCAGUAUCUCAUGCACGGCCCUCUGUCAGUGCCACCCAAUGCUCCUCCAGGUCUGAUGUUGUGGGGAAAUGAAAUGGAGGAACAUCCUCUGUUCGGGAGAGGGGUCUGCAAGUGGCCCGGAUGUGAUGCUCUCGCUGAUGACUACCAGGCUUUCCUCAAACACCUGGAGGCGGCGCACACGCUGGACGACCGCUCGGCGGCGCAGGCGCGCGUGCAGAUGCAGGUGGUCGCGCAACUCGAGCUGCAGCUGCGGCGCGAGCGGGACCGCCUGGCCGCCAUGAUGCGGCACCUGCACGCCGCGCGCGACCACCACGCGCACAAGCACGCUUCAGGAGCCCCGAGCGAGGGGACAUCACCGGGGCCCGUUAGAAGACGCGUCUCCGACAAGUCAGGAGUCGCCAUUGCUGGAGAGAUCCAACGGAACCGCGAGUUCUACAAGACGGCGGACGUGCGGCCCCCGUUCACGUACGCAUCCCUCAUACGGCAGGCCAUAAUCGAAUCUCCCGAUAAGCAGUUGACCCUGAACGAGAUCUACAACUGGUUCCAGUCGACGUUCUGCUACUUCAGGCGCAACGCGGCCACUUGGAAGAACGCAGUGCGUCACAACCUGUCGCUGCACAAAUGCUUUAUGCGCGUCGAGAACGUGAAGGGAGCCGUGUGGACGGUCGACGAGGUCGAGUUCUACAAGCGGCGCCCGCAGCGAGCCGCGCACGCGCCGCCGCCCAUGCACCACGCCGGGUUCAUGGGAGCUCAAAGCCCACCAAUGAUGACAAGUCCUCAUGGCUACAGUGAAGCGCUGAAAAGAAAUCUCCAGGGGAUGAUGGAAGAUUGCAACUUGUCCUACAUGUCCGGUGAGGACCACAUGAUGCAAACCGAGGACUAUCCGUCUUCGCACGAGGAGUAUAGCCGACCCCCAAUACUGAACGGCUACGGCAGCAGUUCAUCCCAUGAGGUGAAGGCCGAAGACUUGAGCGCUAAUGACACACAGGAUAUUAAACCCAAUAUAUACGCGCUUAAGAACGAGAUUCAAGCGUCUGAUUACUCUAAUAAAGCCGGCGACUACUCCAACAAGGAGUCUUCGAGCAAUCGUUCCGGCGAAGGAAGCAGUUACGACGAUUACCGUCCCGAAGACAGAUACCGUCCCUCCAUAUCCCACAUCAAGGACGAAGCCGAGAACCUCUCACUGAACGAGCAAAGAUCUGAAAAGUAAAACCGAGAUAAGUCUAUCCAACCAUUCGAUACGCGCUAUCGAUACAUAUAUAACCUACCCUUAUUAAUGUGGAUUGCGAAAGGAUUUAGAAGAUAUUUUCUAUCUACGAUACAGUUACAUCAUUUACUCUUGAUUAUGUUUAUGUAAGCGCGAAUAGUUUUCCAAUCCACCAACGCAGAUCAUAUCCUUUGCGUUUAACAUACGAAGAUUCGUUCAGAUUACUAAUUAGGGAACUGCAAUGGAAAGCAAAGUGAAAUCUUACGAUACCUCGAUGAUAUAGUUGUUUCUGUUGACUCUGCGUAGAGACAAUGGUUGUUGCAAAUAUAAUAUGUAUUUUAAUAAUGAGUACUAAAAAGUAUCCGUGCAGAAUUUCGAAGUUCGCUUUAGAACAGAGAGAGAGAGAGAGAGAGAGAAAGCGAGUGAGAUAGAGAAAAAAGUGAGAGCCAAAGUAUGAAUUUUGCUCUCCAAAUCAAUUUGCAUAGAAAAAUUACCGGGGAUGAACGAUCGUAUCGUUUGACGUUCUUGACGUACAUAUGUCACUUUUCAUGGCGGUCAACAAGCAAAGGGAAUAAGUUAAAGUUCCCAAAAUUAACUUGGGAAAUGUAUUCAGUAGCAUGUCAAUGUUUCUUGAUUAGUAAUCUGUUCGUGUCAUAAUAAUACGAAUAUAAAAACAUAAAUAUUUACGGGUUUAGAUCUAUUAAAUGUUAGGCAGUGUUUAUAUAGAAAUGUGUUCACAAUUGGAUUUCGAGUAUGGGCGAUCUCCUAAACGGGAGUUUUGUUACAACCAAAUAUAUUUUUUUUUCGCUUAAUACGAACGUGCCCGGCUCUUAGCGGGACUAUUUCAAGUAUUAUAGGUUUAUCCUUUAGUCUUUAUAACUUGGUAGCUAAGGUCUAAAAUUAGUCGUGUAGUUAGCUAAGUUAAGUUUUAGUGGAAAAUAUUUAGAUAUUCCAAACGGUUUAUACCUUUAAAUGUUCAUAUCAAUAAUGAAAAUAUUUAAUCGUUUGUAAUAUAACGUAAGCACAAUAAGUAGUUGUAUCUGUGUGUAAAGGUUCGAUUAGGUAUUGCGCAUAGCGUUUUCGUUAAUUCGAUUCACAUUUAACGCUUCCGACGAGUGAAUUAUUCGUAUUAAGUUUCUAGAUUGUUCUGUAGCGAUAUAUCGAUUGGGAAUUAUCGAUUUUUUGUUUCGAUUCCAAUUAGCGAUUGAGACACGGGUGAUUUGAAUUUUUUCGCGAAGCGUCCGCCAUUGUUCCGAAUGAUUUAAGAUAUUAUAUAUAAAUAUCUAUGUCUAUAUAUUAUCUACUUAAACAUUACGAAUAUAUAAAUAAGACAGAUCUCAAAUUAUCAAUGGAGUCGAAACAGUAACGUGAUUCAUGAAGGAAUUGAUUUCAUAAGUGAUCUGAAUUAUAUUAUACAUAUAUAUUUUUGAAAUGUAACCGUUUUUUUAUUUUUAUUUUUUUUUAAUCGCGAAUAUAUUUUGUGAUGUGUUAUUAUAAUAUUAUCGUUUUUAGUGAUUAGUUUUAUUGGUUUUUUUUUUUAUUAUUUUUAUUUAGGACUAAGCUUUAAUUGGUUUUCUAUCUUGGUGAUAUCGAUAAGAAAAUAACUCGCCGUGUUUCAUCGUAACGAGAUAUUCUUUGUAUUUUUUAAUUGAAUCGCAUUUAUAUUUAUAUUUAUAUAUCUAUUAAGCGUACUUUCUACACCACUAGAUUUUUAUAAUCAAAAAUGUAAGGCGCUAUCGGAUGAUACUUAGCGUAUUCAUGAUAAAAGUGUUUAUCCCUACUUUAAAGCAUAAAGGUAUCGGCUUGUAAAUAGCAGGGGGGAGGUCUGCCAUUUCCUCCCCUCCCCUCCCCUCACAAAUGUAUCUCAAUACUACAAUACACCCGCAAAAAGAGCUUAAAGCUUAUUAGUUUACCUUAGUUGCGAAUGAUGCGCCACACUUUAACUAAAGCUAGAGACUGGUUCGUCCUGUCUCAAUUAAAACUACUUUCACGGCUUAAUAUCGCGUUUUUCAUCAAUCAACAUUAAAAAAACAGUCAUACAUAGUAUGUAUAACCGUUUCUUUAUAAAAAUACUAAUAAAUAUAUAAAAAAAUAAAAAUACAUUCUGAACGGCACCAUUUCGUUAUAACAUUGGUUUACCAUUAUUAACAAAAUCAAUAUGCAGACACUGCACAAUAUGUACACACUGCUUCAUUCAUAUAUGAUAUGCGUUGCAUUAAAUAAUAAUUGGUAAUUAUAUUAUAUUUAUAUUUAAUCGGUAAUAAUCUUAUAUCUCCGGGUGAUUUCCACGUUGCCGUCUCCACGACUUAACGCCAGAUAAUUGUGUGCGUAUCAUUUCGAACCAUCACUAAUUUUUAACUAUUUCGGACUUUUUAUUACCUUCAAAGACCGAUUUAAUGCGGUGUGAACGUCUGAAGCAAAAUGGCGACUAAUCGCAAAGUCCUGAAAUUGAAAUUAAAAAAACGUAGCGCCGAGAAAAAACCGUUAAACAUAAUUUUGUAUAUCUUAAAAACUAUAACAGACGGCUUUUACAUUUAUGGUAAUAAAAAUUUAGCGGUGUGCUUUCAUAUAAAUACAUAGUUCUUUCUACCUAUGUUGAUAGCCUUGAGAGGCUAUU
Messenger RNA from Bombyx mandarina (wild silkworm), 5173 nucleotides. It is a transcript of the gene FoxP, whose product is annotated as forkhead box transcription factor P. Gene Ontology annotation, molecular function: RNA polymerase II cis-regulatory region sequence-specific DNA binding; DNA-binding transcription factor activity, RNA polymerase II-specific. NCBI's taxonomy places the organism in Eukaryota, Metazoa, Arthropoda, Insecta, Lepidoptera, Bombycidae. Gene Ontology annotation, cellular component: nucleus. The record is from RefSeq and is a predicted model, not a curated record. Gene Ontology annotation, biological process: regulation of transcription by RNA polymerase II.